Messenger RNA from Penicillium argentinense, 1440 nucleotides. RefSeq names its product alpha/beta fold hydrolase. The coding region runs from base 1 to 1440 and encodes 479 amino acids. The transcript is spliced from 3 exons. The record is from RefSeq and is a predicted model, not a curated record. Lineage: Eukaryota; Fungi; Ascomycota; Eurotiomycetes; Eurotiales; Aspergillaceae.
AUGGCGGGCUUCCUCCCCAAAGCGAUUGUCUCCGUGGUGGUCUUCGCCUACGGCCUGUUUAAUGUGGCCCUAUACGGCCUCAUCGCCAUCAAAAGGGGUCUCUACUUCAAGAAGCCGACUGAGAAGCAGACCCUCGAGCUCAAGAUCGCGCGUGAUCGGAUGUGGAACCUGUCAAAGGAUUAUUCCGGCCUGUCGCACCAUUUCAUCACCUUGACCAACGGCUUCAAGUUCCAUCUCGUCAGUAAUGUGAAGCCCGGCUCGCCUGCUGCGCUGAAUGCCGACAAGCCGUUGGUUAUCUUCAUUCAUGGGUGGCCGGAUAGCUCAGGCAUCUGGCGCUAUGUCGCUGGGUCCCCGGACUUGCAGGAAUCUGCCAACGUUGUUGCUAUUGAUCUGCCUGGAUUUGGCGGUUCUGGUCGUCUAGAGAAGUACUCUGCGACUAGGGUGCUGGAGCACUUGACAGAGCUGAUCCUGACUCUCCGGAUGAAAUAUGGCGUGGAUAGUGAUUCUGAGUCCCGGAAGAAGAGGACUAUCAUUGUCGCCCAUGAUUGGGGCUGUGUUUUGUCGAUGCGACUCGCGUCGGAGGCACCCGCCUUGGCCGACCGGUGGAUAUUGAGCAAUGGACCCCUGACCAAAAUGGUCGAAUCCAACAUCCGCCGCUUAUUGACAUCCGCCAAGAAAAUGCUCAAUACUGCCCUCAACUCUCCCCUCUCAUCACGGACGCCAAUUCUUCAGGCAUUCCGAACUAUCAGCCCCAUCCUGCGCCAGCUCAGUCUGUCCGGCUACAUCUUCGCGAUGCAAUUGCCUCUCCCGCUCGUGCGAUACUUCCUGACAGGCGGCAACAGUGCCCUCAUGACCAGCAUCCACUUCAACUCCCACGGUAAACAAAAGCCGACCCCUCAAGAAAUGGCCGACUGCAUGUCCAGCACCAUGGGCCCAUCCCUCGCCGAGUCCAAGACCCAAACCGCCGAUGGCGAGUCAUACCCCACCGGCGUCCAGUACGACCGGGACUUCUCCAAGAUCCUCGACAUGGCCAGCUACUACCGCCACGGCGCAGCGAGUGGCCGCUGGCAAAAGUCGCUCGAGACGAUCACGGGCCUGCACAGCAUUGCGGGUGAGAAAGUGCUGCGCCGCACGAGCAGUGGAACCGGUGUCUUCGACGAGGGCGUUCCUGGUGCCCUGAAAGCGAGUUCGACGAUUGUCUGGGGCCAGAAGGAUAUCGCGCUGGACCCGCAUCUCUGCUUGGAUGGGAUGGCCAACUACCUGGUCAAGGAUAGUCAGGUCGUGAUGCUGCCCCAGUCAGGCCAUUUCACGCCGGUGGAGAAGGAGAGCCGUGCGGCUCUGGAGGCGGCCACUAAAUGGGCGAUUGAGGGCGAGAAGGGGGAUGUGCAAGUCGCUCUGCAGGUUUCGUUCCCGGAGGCCCAUGUUGUGGUGCGCCGCUGA